Molecule: messenger RNA, 2616 nt
Organism: Polyodon spathula (Mississippi paddlefish)
Lineage: Eukaryota; Metazoa; Chordata; Actinopteri; Acipenseriformes; Polyodontidae
Product: transmembrane protein 229A-like
Exons: 1
Coding region: 335-1372 (345 amino acids)
Source: RefSeq, a predicted model, not a curated record
UAUUGAUUCUAAACAUCUGUUUAACCUUUACUCAAAACACGUAUAUGACAAAACGGCAGUCAAACUGUAAGUUCAACAUUAUUGCUGCAUUUUUAUUUUAUUUUUCUAAUUCGGAGCACAGAAGAGUUAAAGGACGUCAUACCGGGGACGUCCUAGUUAUAGCCAGACGUUACGUAUCUCUCCAGUUUACAAAAUGCAGAUUAGAGACGCUGUCAGGUUCAACAAACAGGAACCAGCUACUUAGUCCUGGUAUUGCUGUACAUCAGGAAAUAUACUAUGCCGAGUAAACAGAGGAUAUCACAAAUCUAAACAUCUCAUUGGGAGUAUUCUUGAAAUGCGAGCAAUCAUGACGAGCAGACGGUGUGAGAGUCAGCGGAUCUGUUCAGUAGAACGCGCCAGUCAAAAUCUGUCAAAGAGACCCCGGCUAAAGGAUCUGUCCAUUCCUGAAAAUGCAAGUAAACCAUUUCAAGCGCUUCCAGUCUGGAUGCGCCUAUAUUUUUAUGGAAUGCACGGGAUUACGUUGGACAUCAUCAUUUCGUCAGUGCAGAGGUUUGUAUACACCACUGAUUUCAAGCUGCUGGGGUUCUCCUCUCCUUACCUGUGCAUUGCCCACUCAAUUACCCAUUUUGCGAUGGAGAAAAUGUAUUUGCAGAAGAAGAGCUUCCAUGGGCGCCCUGUUGUUUUUAAUUUUAUCUUGUAUCCUUCGGUCUAUAUAGGGAUACAGCUUUUAAUGGGGAAGACGAUUGUCAGCACAAAUAACGCCAAAUGUCUGUCUGUAGUCAAUGUUGCUGUUAUGUACCUCGUAGCAAUGUACUACUCUCAAGUAUUUCUCAAGAGAUUCUUACGCCUGCAGUACCAUUGCACAAUAAAAGGCACGCCAACUGCACUGAUAGAAAGGUAUUCUCAAGGACUUCCUGACAUUAUUCGAUUCUUGUUCUUUGGCAUGCAUGGUUUUUUAGAUGAAGUCCUUUUCACUUCAUUUUUCAAUCUUGUUGAAAAUUCAGACCAAACCUUGAUUGGGCACACCUCGCUAUGGUCCUUUCUAAUGUACGGAAGCUGCAGUUUCGUGGUGGAAAAACUGUAUUUGUAUCUUCAUUACAAAAGAGGCUGGGGAGCCUGGAAACGGCUUCCAAUCUACAUACUGUUUAUUUAUACUUGGGAGUUUUCCUGGGGAUUGGGGCUUCGACAGUACAAUGCUUGUUCAUGGGACUAUUCGCACUAUCCUUUGAAUUUUAAGGGACUCGUAACACUGGUGUAUUUACCUGGGUGGAUCUGCCUCAGUUUGUACCAGGACAUGCUGUCUAACGUGCUGCUGCGUGUAGAAUGUGCCGAAAGCAAAAUCUCAAACAUCUCCGCUGAUGGACGGCACUGAAUGAAUACCAAUCAAAGUACAUUUAACUUCACGAAUAAAGCCGCAGCAUUCUCACUGUCGUUUUAUAUACAAAAACGGUUUUAAUAACAGUGCUUUGAUUUUCAGCUUUAAAUCGUUAGUGAAUUUGAAAUAUCAGUAUAAACCAGGCUUUUAUACCGUUUAUAAAUAGUUUAAUAUAAAAUAAAAAUACAGUUGUUUACAAAUUCUAAUACAUCAAGAAUUAAUCUAAACACGCUACACCUGGUAAACUGCCAUUUAUAUACAAAUAAUAAACGGGAUGCUUUUUCAUACAGAAUCAAGGGGGUGUACUGGCAAAGGGCAUCAGCAAGGGGAGAAAAGCAAACGUUUAUUAAAUUAUAUGAUAAGCAAGCUGACAAUGGACAAUUAAAAAUAAGUUAGUGUACAUAACUAUAAUGCUUAUGUCUGAACUUAAUAUUGCAACAGGGUUACCAACCGUCAGCACAUUUGGGGAAACUUAUUUUAGAUGAUAUAACAUAUGUCACUCUGCUCCAUUCCUUUCCAUUGUUAUAAGAACUUGACAUGCCAAACUUCUAAUGCAAAUGAUAGUGCAGAGCAUUUAACUGACGAAUUAUUUUCAAUAGGGAUUUAAAAAAAAAAAAAAAAAAAAAAAAAAAACAAUUCACAGUAAAAGACAAACAGAAGUUAAUAUUAUUAUUAGUUAUACAUGUAAGAAUGUCCAUCCAUGUCAAGUACUGUUUAAGAGGUUUGCAACCCUGAAAAUGAACUUUCCCUUACCUGCAGUAAUUUAAGCAGAUGUUUUGCAUCUGUUAGUACACUAGCCAAACAUAAAGUAUGCCACAGGCUAAUACUUUACUUUUCCUGCAGUUCCACUCUGUCUAUGGCACUGUAGUACUGUGAUUUUUGCACAUAUUCUGGUUCUGGCAACAGAAGUGAAAUGUAAUUUGUGUGAUUACAAAGUUUACAGAUAUACAGUUGUUAAGUUACUUAGUUUUCAAAUAAAAUAAAUCUAUCCUGGCAUGUAAAAUAUACUUUUGGCAUGCAUUAGGACUUGUACAAUGUUGUCAGAACAUCAAUAAAAUGUUAAAUGUAAAUCAACUAAGGAAUUUUUUUUGUGCCACUACACAUUUAUGCAUUAAUACACAAAACAUAUGGUUACACAUAGUAUUGAUUAAAUAUUAAAUUGAUAAUUAUUUAACAAAUGAAACACCUCAUGCAGUUUUCAAUUAAAAACAUUAGCCAACUAUAACUUUGUACACCUUUUA